Molecule: messenger RNA, 669 nt
Organism: Zymoseptoria tritici IPO323
Lineage: Eukaryota; Fungi; Ascomycota; Dothideomycetes; Mycosphaerellales; Mycosphaerellaceae
Exons: 2
Coding region: 1-669 (222 amino acids)
Source: RefSeq, a predicted model, not a curated record
AUGGCGGAAGUGCAGCUUGCGAUCGACUUGCACGAUUUGGUUACCAGCCUAAGGAACCUCCAACCCGAUGAUGUCGCGGAAGGUUUCUCCAGGAUAACUCAAAGGAUAAGAGAGUGUCUUGCGGCUGCGCAAAAACUCAACAGAGAUGCAGUGGGACGCCAAAAUACACUGAUCGAGCUGUCCAAAGAAGCGCAUUCAAGAUCACAAGCCCUUCAAGCCGAACUUGCAAAAUUUGGCCAGCCAACAAAGCAGGCCCUCGAAGACAAGAUUGCAGCCCUCCAAGCCGAGAUCGAAGAGCAAGCGGCGACCCGCGCCCGCGAAAUUCAGGCUACAACGACCAGACAUGCCAGCCAGCUGGUAGUGCUUCACCAAGCUAUCGACCAUUCGGAGGUCGCGCAAUCCCGAGCUGAUGCGCACUCCAAGAGAGCGGAUGCAAGAGCUAGUCUAGUCGAAGCGCGGCUCGAGGCUGAACGAAAGGAGUUCGAGCGUCAGCUCAGCGCGGAACGAGAGAGGCGGAUCACAGCAGAGAAGGAAGUCGAGCUGCUUCGAGCGCAGCAGUCAGCCUCAAAGGAUGCGGCAGAGGCGGUCUCAUCGACCAUUGUGCAGGAGUUUGUGGACCGAUUCGGGCCCAAGGGCACCCGCAGGUCCGGCUUCCACGAUCAUUACUAG